CGGCCGCGUCGAUUGCCAAUACAUACAUUUCGGUUGAUUAGCAUGGCCAUCAGCUCAGCCACCAGCUUACAGCCAAGUUCGGAUAGAUAGUCUAGGUGCAAAAGUCGUAUCGCGUCUUCAAAUCCACCGGGUUGUGUCACCGUGUAGUCAUCGUCAUUGCAUAGCACACUCGUGAACGUUUGCUGAAUUACACGCGUAUCGCGUUUGCCGAGGCGUUGGUUUGCUCGUUGGCUUUGUAUGGAAAUCGUUGUAUUUGUUGAUAAGCGCACGAAAGGCAAGCACUGUCUAUAUGUAACUGCGGAACUUGGCAUUUGGAAGCUCAUUCAGUGUCGGGCCGGAAACUGUGUCAGACGGUCGCCCGGUUUUAUCCCUUCUAUUCAGAUUAUUAUUCUUUAGCUUUGUUGAUUGAGUGCGGUGAACUUUUGGUAGCCGAAUCAAAAAUGUCUGCAGAAGAGUUGAAACUGGCCGACGAGCUAUUCGACGACGCCAAGUACCAGGAUGCUGUCGACCUUUUGGACAAACUUAGCGAAAAGGACGUAGCGGAAGUGCAGUGGCGUUUUGCGCGGGCAGUGUUCUUCGUGUCGAAGCAAACCAGCAACAACGAUGAAAAGGCAAAGCUUGUAAAGGAAGCCUUCGGGUACGCUCAACGAGCACUCGAGUUGGACGACAAGAACUUUGGAGCCAACAAAUGGUACGGAGCAAUCCUUUCGGAGAAAAGCAAUCUGGACGGAGUGACCGAACGGAUCAAACAGCUUGAAAACGUGAAGAAACAUUUCACCAUAGCCCAGGAAUGCAAUCCAACCGAUCCCGGAAUCUUGCACAUGUUGGGCCAGUUCAACUUCAAGCUCUCGGAAGUGAACUGGGUCACGCGUAAGCUGAUCAAUUCGGUUGCAGCGAACGCACCAACGGCAUCGUUCGAGGAGGCGCUGGAAUGUUUCCAGAAGGCGGAAACACUCAAACCCGGUUUCUACAGCCAGAACCAACUGUAUUUGGGGAAAACCUAUUUGGCGCUGAAGCAGAAAGAUAAGGCCCGUGAGUGGUUGCAGAAAGCUUCGGAGGUCGAAGUUCGCAGCGAAGACGAUCGCGUGUGUCGUGAGGAAGCUAGUGAAGCGUUAAAAAAGCUAUAAUUCUUCUGUUGUUUCGUGCAUUGCCAUAUGAUAAUUUAUGAGAGUAGGAACGGUGUGAUUUCCAUUUAGCGUGCGCCAGUGUGCUUUAAGGCAGCAGUUAAUCAACGCUGCGAGUCAUUGAAUUCUAGUUAUCACACAGCUGAGAGUGAGAGUUUUUGUUUUGUCAUUCUUCAGAACGCUAAUGACUGUUAAUUUCUCGUUGAAUUCUGAGUGUGGACAGAAGCAAACCGGAUCCGUGAGAAUAAUUAUUAUUGGCGCUGAUGGUGCUUUAUCUUUAUCGGUUGUUGCGCUUGAUAGAUGCCAUAGUGAUAAAUACAUGAGUGAUAUUCCCUAGAAGGGCAAA
This is a messenger RNA of Aedes aegypti (yellow fever mosquito), 1470 nucleotides long. RefSeq names its product regulator of microtubule dynamics protein 1. Gene Ontology annotation, cellular component: mitotic spindle pole; cytoplasm; spindle microtubule. Gene Ontology annotation, molecular function: microtubule binding. The transcript is spliced from 2 exons. The record is from RefSeq and is a predicted model, not a curated record. NCBI's taxonomy places the organism in Eukaryota, Metazoa, Arthropoda, Insecta, Diptera, Culicidae. Bases 441 to 1127 code for a protein of 228 amino acids.